Molecule: messenger RNA, 1278 nt
Organism: Durusdinium trenchii
Lineage: Eukaryota; Dinophyceae; Suessiales; Symbiodiniaceae
Source: the annotation of a GenBank genome assembly
GAACUGGGGUGAGAUGUGUUACUGGUUGAACUGGCACAUCCAUGCCCCACAUGUCGGCCCUCCUCUUGCUUUUUCGGACAUGUCGCCGGGACCCGCAAGUCUGGUGCAUCUAGACCAGCCACAGAACGAAUUGGGAAGUGAUUCGAUGUACGAAUGAGCCAAGCUUUAAGUAAAGAAGCAUUUUUGCCACCAAGGGUCAAACAGACAUACUCAUCUACAAAUGACUGAACCAAUGCCGUGGGAUGAUUUGUCGAUUGAGAAGUCGAAGAAGAGGAACCCGAAGAAGACGGGUCGUAGAGGAUGAGGACGACAUGGAGCUUUGUCAUCUCUUCAAAAAUCAGAGGCUUAGAAGCGACCACAAAGCUUUGCCGCCUGUGCCCAGGGAGAUUCCCUUUCCGCACUUGGCGUGUCAAGCUGAAGUCGUCGAUUGUUUUAGCAGCUGGGCGCUGAUUCUGUGUUUCGUUUGCUGAGCAAGUAGAGCCGGAUGGGUUGUUCGUCCCUCGAAAAGCUGAUGGAUGCCGAGCCUGCACAGACCCCUGCGACGAAACGCAAGCAGAGUGGGGUUCCAGGUGUGUGGUGGCACCCAACUUGCUGGGCACGGCAGAUUAGCUACCCGACCUUUGACGAGAAGCGCAGUUCUCCUUCGGCAAGUUCAUGAAGGAGGGCCUCACUGAGACCGAAGCCGACAUUGCCGCGCUAGAGGCCGCCAAGGCCUUCCAAGCCGAGCUGGUGAAGCAGGGCGUCCUCGAGGCGCCGAAGCCCGUGGACCCCAACUUCACCAGCGAGGUGAUCGGGGGUGAGGUGGGACAAAAGCAAGCAAAACGUGGCGAGUGGAGCUCAUCCCCAAGAACAGCGGGAAGGGACCAAGCGGGAGGGGAUCUAUGGCGGCGUCUUGUCCAAGGCCGAGUCCAAGGCCUUGGAACUCGCGAAGCUCCACGGCGUGGAGCGCAGGGUGAAGGAGCACCUCUGGGAACUGCCGGUCUUCAAGCCGAAGGUGCCCUAGCCGUGGGGUGAAGUGGGAGCAGAGGAGUCAGAGGUGGCAUGCCCAGUGCACCGUCAACGGAGUCAGAGGCGACAUUUCGUCAAGCCGAAGGCCGUGGCCGAACGAGGAUGCCGUGGCCGGAACGAGGGCUCUGCCUGACCGGUUGGCUGAGCCGACCGAGGUUGGGCGGUUCGGAAAAGGAACGGAGGGCGGUGGCGCUUCUUGUUACGGCCUCCAAGCUAGCGAUGGCCUCCACCGUGCGUAGCUUCUUGUUCCGUUCGUCGCCGGGAAGGAGA